This is a messenger RNA of Ostertagia ostertagi, 204 nucleotides long. NCBI's taxonomy places the organism in Eukaryota, Metazoa, Nematoda, Chromadorea, Rhabditida, Trichostrongylidae. The record is from the annotation of a GenBank genome assembly.
AUGUUCUCCACAUUCGUACCCAAAAUGAUCUUAUCAUGCGUUGUUGUAGCCACUAUAUACGGAUCUUCAUUCUAUUUGUUCGUCGCUCGUGGUGAUGUCUACUAUGAAACACCGCAAACAACGCUCAUGUACAUUUCAUAUGUGAUGACGGCAACGAACGUCAUCGGAUUAGUGAAUCACACUGUCAGCGAUCGUGUGGACUGA